ACUCGUGUAGUAUAGUGUAUAUACUCAUCACCACAGGAACGCUUGUGCACUCGCGCAUCCUCGUGCUGCUCUGUUUUAGAUCGGUUUGUUUUCGGAUUACUUUGUUCGGUUAUUUAAAAGCGGAAAACAAUGAAGGAAAGAAGAAACGCGCAGCCACUGGUGGUCAGAUGCAAACUGGUGCUGGUUGGGGAUGUUCAAUGCGGGAAGACUGCGAUGUUACAGGUUUUGGCGAAAGAUUGUUAUCCGGAGACGUAUGUGCCCACAGUGUUUGAGAACUACACAGCCUGUCUGGAGCUCGAUGACCAGCGUGUUGAAUUGAGUUUAUGGGACACAUCAGGAUCUCCAUACUAUGAUAAUGUGAGACCUCUCUGCUACAGUGACUCUGACGCAGUGCUCCUCUGUUUUGAUAUCAGCCGUCCAGAUAUCUUCGACAGUGGACUAAAGAAGUGGAGGGCUGAGAUCAUCGACUUUUGUCCCAGUACUCGUAUUCUUCUUGUUGGGUGCAAGACAGACCUUCGGACAGAUGUCUGCACACUGAUGGAGCUAUCCAAUCAGAAACAAACCCCCAUCACUCAUGAGCAGGGCUCUGCCAUGGCCAAACAGUUGGGUGCCGAGGCUUAUCUGGAGUGUUCGGCCUUCACCUCUGAGAAGAGCAUCCACAGCGUGUUUCGCACCUCUGCGCUGGCCUGCAUCAACAAACUACAACCCCUGGCCAAACCCAGCCCCACUCGCCGGCUGUCCAAACGCCUGCUCCACCUGCCCAGCAAAUCCGAGCUCCUCUCCUCCACCUUCAAGAAGGAGAAGGCCAAAAGUUGCUCUGUAAUGUGAGUGAAGACCUUCACGCCCCCCUCCGUAACAAAAGCUGCACCUUUCCCUGCGCUUUGGUCUGGGGAAGGGGGGUGGGUUCGAUUGCCACAUCACUUACAUGUGGAAUCCAUCCUCACCCCCCCCGUAAAAAAAAUACAAAACAAAAAAACACCUUCCAGAACAAGUGGACACUUCGCUGUCCUCCUUGUCCUGAGCUCUUCAACAGUGCAUAUGUAUUUUCAGUAACGUAUCUUGCCCUUUCAAAAUGAAAUCCGAUCAUCAGCCGUCAUCUAUUCACUCCUUAUCAAAAUUCGCAGUCGUUGUGCCAGUUUGGAAUGAUUCGAAUUUGAAAACGGGUGUUUAAAAAUGUUUAACGUAAGCUAUUUGAUGUAUAAAUAUGAGAUCUCUAAUGUAAGCUUUAAAAAAUACCCACACGCACACACACAGACCUACUGUAUGCACUAAGGACUAAAUCUGAGGGCGCGGAUCCAAAGGAAUUGUGAAGCAGGGGCCGUCCCAGGUCAUGUAGAGGAGAAGACGGCCCAUUUGGCAAUGACACGCUGGUUAAAUUGGCCUAAAAUCUGAUUCGUUUAUUUACGUGAAAGCUGCCUGAAUGCUAAGAUGGGGCCAAAAAAAAUAUUUGUAAAGACAAUUUCCGAUGCUACCAAAGUCAAUUUUCCCUUAUUUUCUCUACAAGAAUACUGUCUGAUUUAUUCACGCUUCUAUUUUUAGAAGCAAUAGCGAUCUGAGAGAUAGGAUGGGUGUGACUGGGGAACAUAUUACAGUGAUUAUCUGUAUCUUGACGUCUCCUGCAGCUCUGUAGUGUAGCAACCAUGAAUUUUAAGAAGUGAUCCCUUUGCUAGUAUUGCGAAUUCGGCAUGAUACAUCUUUUGUUCAUGCAAAUGACCUCCGGAGGGAUGUUGUAGCACUAUUGUUGAUUUUCUUUUUCUGAAUGGAUUACAAAUGUAAGGCCGUGUUUUAAAUCACCUGGUUUGGGAUGUUUGGGAAGGGAUUACGUUUAGUUUGUCACAUGUAGCUUUCUGUCAGUCUCCCGUUUCACUGCCUCCAUGCUCAUUACAGCGGUAGCAACAAAAAUCUAUCAUCCAUUGUGUUUCUAAACUUGAUUAUCAAUGGGAAAAUAAAAUGGUUUCCUUGUGCAAAUCUUGCUUUCAACCACGAAGCAAUAACUUAAGUGCUUCUAAUGCAAAGUGUGUACAGUGGCAAUAAUUAGAACAAAAAAGGCUAUUAUAAAUUCACGCUACUGCUUUGUGGACAUGCGCAUAUUUAUGUGAAUAAACAUCAGUGCUGCUGUACAAACAAGCUGAUAUAUUGUGACUCUGUUUAGCCUUUGUUAAGGUAAUUAGAUGAAAACAUGACCACUGGAGUGCAAUUUCUUUUCCUCAUUUUCAGUCAAAUGUGAAUAUUCAGUUCAUGAGCAUAUGGAGGUUAAUGCGCGAGUAGCAGAUGGACUGGAAGGAGAUUCAGAUCAGACUGGAGUGUUUUAAUAUGUGGCUCAGCUGACCUGAUAAGAGCUUGAUGUUUGGGAAUCUGCGAGGCCAAAAACUGGAGAUGGAAACAGACUUUUGGAAUAAAAGCAAACAGGCUGGUCCUGUUUAAUGAAAGCUAUUUUUCCAUUUUUUAAAAAAGCUAUUGUUUAAAUAGUUGUUUUUUCUGUAAACUUGAAUCAAUAUUUUUAUCAUCAGUUGCGGAAGGGCUGGUUAUAAGCUCUGCCACUGUGAUCACACACCAAAUUCCUUUUUUUUUAUUUUGCAUUGUCUAGUGACUUCGUAAAUAAACUGAAAAUGAAUUUUGGGUGCUUAGGGAGUGUGAACAGUUUGUGUGGUCAAACUCUGUAGCUGCCAGUUCUGGGCCAUGCGAGCGUCCCAGAUGAUGAUGGACAUUCAGUCAUUAUGCUGCCAUUGCACACUGUUGUUUACGAAUACACUUCAAGCAUGUCCUCGAAUUCUUCAGUUGUACAUAUCUUGUUUUGUAUAAUCUUUGUAAGACAUUUAAAGAAUGUCCAUGAGAUUAAAUACUUGUUCAUGUUGUGGAUUGACAAAGAUGUGCUUGAUGUAAAGUUGCUUAGUCCUAUUUAUUUGGAUUUAUUGUUUGAGGUAACUAUGCUUCUGUUGUGUUUUACAUGCAAUUUGGUUUCAGAAUGUUAUUUUUGAAAUGUUGACUUCUCCCUUUGUCUUUCCAGUAAUAAAGCUUGCCUUUGUGUGGCACACACGA
Messenger RNA from Danio aesculapii, 3039 nucleotides. It is a transcript of the gene rnd1b, whose product is annotated as Rho family GTPase 1b. The record is from RefSeq and is a predicted model, not a curated record. The transcript is spliced from 5 exons. Gene Ontology annotation, biological process: small GTPase-mediated signal transduction. Gene Ontology annotation, molecular function: GTPase activity; GTP binding. Bases 130 to 828 code for a protein of 232 amino acids. NCBI's taxonomy places the organism in Eukaryota, Metazoa, Chordata, Actinopteri, Cypriniformes, Danionidae.